AUGGCUUCCACACUUGAGAAUUUGAGCAUCGGUGCUACGCCCGGAAACGGUGCGGCAUCUGUUCAACAACAGAAAAACCAUCAAAAUCAGCAAAAUCAGCAACAGCAAAAUCAAAAUCAACAGCCAGACUUCCUUUCAAACACUAACUGGCUAAAUCAGCUUUCGGGAGACCUCUUGGACAGUUUCCCUCUCGAUAAUAUAGAAUCUAUGGGAUCUUCUUCUUCAACUCUGUCAGAGCGCCCGGCAGACUUCAAUUCUCCUGUCUUCCCAUUGGCUGCUUCUUGUUAUGGUGCAAUCGCCGCCUCUCCAUCCAUUCCAGAAUCUUCAAGAAUCAGCGAAAAAAUCGGCACCCCGGACUACAUCGUGUCCAAGCCAUCAGCCAAUCAAACUCUAAACAGCUCUUUCGAUUUCUCGCCUGAUGCUAAUGCCACCGUCCAGACCGGCGACAGUUAUAUACCCUCGUCGGCUGCACAGCCUGCAUUCUACCAGGAUCUCUUUUCUUCACUUACCGAUAACUCGUCUGCCGAAUUCGACACGGUCAAGACCAUCAACCCAGCUAUGGCUGUUAUAAGGAAGUCGCCAGUAUUGAAAUCGCAGUCUGUGUCAAAGAUGAUCGAUCCGACUCUGACGAUGUCGACGCCCCCGGAGUCGUACCAGCCAUCGUUCGCGUCGAUCGACUCGUCAUUCGACGUUUCACCCCUCACGUCGUUCGACCCGCAGCCUCCAUCUUCGGCUGCAUCUUCGAUCUCGUCCUCACCAUCCAUUUUUUACAACUCUGCCAGAAGUUCGAUCACGUCUGCAUCGACCUCCUCGGCUAACUCCGGUCUUGGUUUGCGCACGCCCAACUUCAAAAGCCCAACAGUCCAGGCCACUGCUCCAAUUUCAUCAUCCACUGCCACAAAUUCCAACAGGAACCCAUCUGUGGUUGCCGUGAAAAAUCGCCACGGUGUCCAUUGCAUCAACGGGAAAAGAGUUAGCGACUCCAGAAUGUCGCUGGUACAGUUGGCCAUUGUUUUGGGACUCGGCGAAAAUACAGCUGAGGCCUCAAUGAGAGAAAAGCAGAUCUUGUCGAUUCUCAAAGACGAGCUCGGCUUCCCUCUCGGACGGAAAACUUGGAUCCGAGACACCCCGGCCGAGGAAAGAGACCAAUUGAUGGAUGCACUUCUGGUUAGAGUGGAGCAAAAGUAUCACUAUGGUUAUGAUAGAGACUCUCUUGGUGUUGUUGUUAGACGUGCCAGCUAUUAUUUGAUGCAAGGCCGUCUAAGAAGAGAGAGGCGCAUCAACAAAAAGAGAAACUCCAUCUCGCAGUCUUCCAUCAAGAGGAAGAAACGUAAGUCUGUUGAACUUGCAGUGGCUCCUGCAUCUUCCUAA
Molecule: messenger RNA, 1371 nt
Organism: Brettanomyces bruxellensis
Lineage: Eukaryota; Fungi; Ascomycota; Pichiomycetes; Pichiales; Pichiaceae
Exons: 1
Coding region: 1-1371 (456 amino acids)
Source: RefSeq, a predicted model, not a curated record